This is a messenger RNA of Acyrthosiphon pisum (pea aphid), 2073 nucleotides long. RefSeq lists its product as uncharacterized. The record is from RefSeq and is a predicted model, not a curated record. NCBI's taxonomy places the organism in Eukaryota, Metazoa, Arthropoda, Insecta, Hemiptera, Aphididae. The transcript has 9 exons. The coding region runs from base 815 to 1933 and encodes 372 amino acids.
GUUAGACGGUUAGGUGAUACACCUAACCUACUUGUUGGUUGUUUGAAAAUAAUAAAUUAUACAUUUUAUAGAAAAUUAUACUUUUUCCGAAUCGUUUGUUUUCGUUGUUAAACAUUCACAAGGCAUGUUUACCUAAUAUUUUAAACCUUUAGCUUAAAUACUUUCAAACGUAUAGCCGAUAGGUUCCUGCUAUUAUACGUGAUGACUUUUUGAACGAAGAUUUAUAAGAGUUAUUAAUAACGUUCAAACAUUAUCUUUCGUGGCAUUCGGAUCAGUGACUGUUAGUUAUUAAUAUUUAUAUUUUUUGUUCGAAAUAAUAUAUCUCGAGAUCACCCUCGUGCAGCGUCGGUCCUCGGACACACGUCAAUUAGUGUAUCACACUGCAGCUCUGUACAGUUACAAAUCAACGUUAUUAGACACACAAGUGUACUUUUAUACAGGAUACCCGUGUGCAACGAAAGCAAUUUGUCAGUCCUAUUUUUAUGCCUGAACCAUUUGACUAAGUCGAAAUAGCUUAUUAGACCCGAGAGAAUUAAUCACAUCAAACGAAAAGUAAUUGAACGACGCGGUGCGCGGCCCGCGCUCACUGAUAUAUUUUUGUGAAUAAAUUAAUUUCAAGACUAAUAUAAAUUAAACAUUCAGUUUCCAUGUGAAAUGCGCUUCGUCGCAGUUGAUUUUAUUUUUUGUUAUUUCCUUCUAUUUUUUUUUUCUAUUUUCUUUCCGUACUUAUUUAUUCAAGUGAAUUAUUGUCAUCGCUCUCGAGCCGAAAUACGUGUUGAUACCGCACUGAAAAACCGUGAUUAUUUAAUUAACUAUGACAAGUCGAAAUGGCGACAGUCUGCCGCAACCACGGUGGCUGCAGGACAAGACAAAUGUGCACUUAGAUUCUAUGAGCGGAAACGACGCGAUUCGAUUUCGCAACCUACAACAAUGGUACACGACGAGUGUCUUGGAUGUAAAAAGAGAUUUCCUCCGAAAUGUAUUGGACGUUUGCGGGGAUCCGUUGUUUUUAUUUACUUUGCAAAAAAUAUUUGACUGCAGGGCGUACCGCACCGGAGACAUGAUUGCGGCGUACAAUAUCGGCGAUGGGUGCUCUGACGUGCGUCCGGCCGAAGACAACGAGUCCUCCUCAUUAGAUCUGACCGCGUCGACGGACGACCACUCCGAUUGGUUUGACGGAUUAUCGAAACACGUUCGACUAGCCGCGUUUGUCAGACUCGCGUUUUUGGGCGGAACGAGCGUUAUGACUGAAAUUCGCGAACAUCUCGAUCGUUUGAUCAAGUCGAAUGGAAAUUUACCGAGCUUCCGAAACUCGAAUGUCAAAAAUACUACCGAAAUGCAAAAUUCAAAUCUCACAAUAUUCGACGACUUACUAUUGUUGACGGACAGAUUAUCAGAUUCCGAUGAAAUACUAUCAAUAACUAAUUUAGACAAAAAUAAGGCCAAGAUUACUGAUGUGGUAUAUCGGGAUUAUAUGGAACGCACAAACGAAUGGAAAAACAAAUUGGAUUCAUUCGAGCAGAAAUACCACGCGAUUCGUAGAACCACUGAACCCGACAGCGACUUGGCCCAAAUGCUUUCGGUUUGGCAUGUUAUUCCAGCUGGCGAGAAAUUAUUAAGCGAUCCUAGUCGCAAAGAAACGAACGCAACCCCAACGUCAACAAACGGGAAUGCCGAACAUAUACCAUUGAGCUCAAGUCAUACAUUGGCUUCUGUAACGGAGUACAAAAAAGCAAGAAAUCUCAUUGACCGGCAAAUUGACAGACGUUUAAAAAUACAGAAGACAAGGCAGUUAGAUGAUGAAACUGAACUAGACGACUGUGGUGAUUUUGAUCUCCAUGCGGCGAUACCAUUUGAUAAUAAUUGUUGGACUAAAAAGGAUGAUACUACUCAUAUAUUGAAAGGAAAAGGACGUGUGAAUCUUCGAAAAUAAGGUGCGAAUUAUCGACGAUUUUUCCAAGGAAAUCGUAUAGCUUCAGUAAAUACAAACACUUAGAACUCAAGUGAUAUACAAUAAUAUUAUAUUAAAAGUGUUAUUUCGGAAAAAAAAAAAAAUAACACUAUUGUAAGUUA